Andrographis paniculata is the source of this 1111-nucleotide messenger RNA. RefSeq lists its product as uncharacterized. NCBI's taxonomy places the organism in Eukaryota, Viridiplantae, Streptophyta, Magnoliopsida, Lamiales, Acanthaceae. Bases 139 to 840 code for a protein of 233 amino acids. The transcript is spliced from 4 exons. The record is from RefSeq and is a predicted model, not a curated record.
CUGUGGGGUUUUUCGGCUUGUCAUAAGCAAGGGUUUCUGGGAAUUCUCGAAUAAGUGCUGAAUUUCUUCAAUAGUACUGGUUUCAAUCGUUCCAGUUGGUCGCCUUCACUUGAUUUUGCUGUUUCACCGCACUAAACAAUGGCUUUGAAGGUCAAUGCGUCUGCCACUCACUCCCCACAGAGCUUUCCAUUAUCUCAUGGGACUCAGUGCUGUACAUUGAGUUUUAGACCAAAUCAAUUAUGUAGAAAUACCAUGAAAGUAUUCUGCAGCAGAGGUAUGGCUGCUGGCCAUUCAGAUGGUUCUAGAAAACUCAUAAUCACUAAUAUCGCGGACAAGGCAAAACAAAUUUGGGAUAAAGCUCCUCAGCCGGUGAAGGAUUUUCCUUGGAAUAAAGCAUUGGAAAAUUUCGUGCAACUCAUUCUCGACCUUCUCCUGGCAGUUAUCAAAUACUUAUCUGUACCUCUAUUCGCCAUUACAUCGAUCAGUGAGAUGUCUUAUUGUGCACAUGAGAGGAAGCUGUAUCUGGUACCAUUACCAUUUCUGGCUGGAGUUGGUGUUGCUGGGGUACUGAGAAAUGCUGCUUUCGAAUCGUCUCCAUAUCUAAAGUAUGCUGAAGUUCCCUGGCAUCUCAUUGCUAUUGCAUUAGUUUUUGCAUUGCUUAAGAUUCCUGGUCCUUACUACCCGUAUUGGGGACGGAUUUUCAUUCCACAUUUUGCAAAUGGAGCAUUGUGGAGGACACUGUGGUUCAUGUUUCAAUGGUACCGGUCACCCCAAAGGAAAUCAGAAUUUAAUCAGCCUGAUUCUACGCUUUCCAAUCCCAAAGCGGAUGAUGCCCAAUAAAUUGAUGAUAUCCUUGCAUAGUUGUCUUAUUUUGCAGGUUUAAGGUAGUGCCUACAUCACGUUUGGAAUCUGUAGAAAGAACCUGAGUUGAGAUACCGAUGCUUUGUUUAGACAGAGGUUUUUGGAAUUUUGAAAGUUUGGAAAAAAAAAUAAAAAGUUAGUAUUUGAUUUAAUGUUUUGCAAGAGAAAAAAUGUAUUUGAUGUGACUUUUUUUUAAAAAAAUAAAUAAUGUCAAAUGAGUGAAAAUGUAUUUGAUGUGGCAAUUUUAGCU